AUGUUAUUUGCUAAGUUUACACUGUCGUCGGUUGGAGUGCCACAACCGGUGGAUGUCUUGUCAGACGAAGCGCCUUCAGAGCCAGUCUUGGAGGCGUCAUCAGUUCUCACUCAAUCAUCCCCUCCCACUGCCCCUACUGGUAUUCGAACGUUGACAGUCGAUGAGGUUUCACGAGGCUACGACGAAGAUGACGACGACGACUCGGACUUUGAAGACGAGACGAUCAUUGAACGAUUAAUCGGUCUUACCGAGAUGUUCCCCGAUUGGCUGCGCAAUGGCACUUCGGCCGCAUUUGAUCACUCAAUCAAGGUACUGAGUGGUGCGUACUCGUUGAGCCGCUCCAUUGCAUGGUUCGUAGCAAGUACCUCAACCAUCUGUCUGUUCCCUCUGAUGUUGGAACUGGAGAGAAACCAGAUGGAGGAGCAGGAGGCACUUGAACAUAGAUCGAUGAUGCUUGGUCCUGGUGGAGUUUCCAACGUGCCUAUGGGUCCUUCUGGCUUCCAGGUUAACGUCCCCAUCCUCGCCCCAGCUGCAAAGUAA
This is a messenger RNA of Mesocestoides corti, 540 nucleotides long. The record is from the annotation of a GenBank genome assembly. Lineage: Eukaryota; Metazoa; Platyhelminthes; Cestoda; Cyclophyllidea; Mesocestoididae.